Messenger RNA from Polyodon spathula (Mississippi paddlefish), 3925 nucleotides. It is a transcript of the gene fsip1, whose product is annotated as fibrous sheath interacting protein 1. The transcript is spliced from 13 exons. The record is from RefSeq and is a predicted model, not a curated record. NCBI's taxonomy places the organism in Eukaryota, Metazoa, Chordata, Actinopteri, Acipenseriformes, Polyodontidae. The coding region runs from base 113 to 1939 and encodes 608 amino acids.
UGGAUACAGGCAAAGUACUUGAAACAGAGAAACACGUUCGACGGAGUAAAUUGCUAUUUUCAGAUCAUUUGCCUCUUACGCGAUACCCCAAAAGACAGGCUAGAAGAUAGCUAUGGACAUUCUGAAGGGGAGCUUGGACGAGAUCUCAAGGCCAGCGUCCAGUGGCAGGUCUCGGCCGGGCAGUCGUGCCUCUAGUACCUCAGUGCAGGACAGACUGAGGGUCAGCGCUGCUUGCAUAGGCUCUCUGGAGGUUCUGACCUCUGAAUCAGGAGGACCACAGGAUCGUUCUUCUGAUUUGGAGGACCUCCUCUGUUCCCCUGGUUCUUCGGUUGACUUUUCUUGGGAUGAACUGAGUUGUGAGUCUGAGGGAGCUGAUUCUACCAGCACCCAGAAAACAGAAUCCCCCAAGAGACAACUGCACUUGUUAUCUGAAGAGAAAGCCAGCUCUAUUUUACAAGGUGUACAGAAUCUCAGUUCAAACACAGAACAAAAUUCCAGUUCAGCAGACUCAGAAGACAACAAUGAAGUCAAAGGCAAUGGUUCUUCAAAACCCGACGGAUCGGAUGAAGAAAAUAAAGACCCUCGGCUGCAAGAAGCCAUUCAGAAAAUGAAAAAGCUGGACAAAGUACUGGCUUCUAAAGUGUCCAAAGAGAGAGAAAUAAAGAAACAAGGGAAAGAACUGAGGAUAAAAUUAUGGGAAGAACUGCAGAGUACAAAGCAUGAAGGGCUUUUGGAGAGUCAUGAUGAACUUGAGAACACCAGGAGGUUUCUGUCUUUGACUCCUACUUAUGCCUCUGCUGCCAUUGAAGAUGCACAUUUUGUACCUCUGUUUGACACCCAAAUUCCUGCUGAAGAAUAUAAGAGGGAUUACAGUCAGACUGAGGAAGUGCGAAGUGAUCAGAGUGAAAGCACCAAUAUGUCAAAGACAAGUCGAGACACAGACCAAACGGAUCAAUCAGCCAGCAGACAACGUGGUGUUAACAAGAGCAAGAAAAAACAAGACUUUGUGAAGAAAAACAUUGAGUUGGCUAAGGAUGCUGGGAAUGCAGUGCUCAUGACAGACGAUGAGAAGAGAAGGCUGGCAGAACUACUGAAAGACAUUGGUGAGGAUGGAAGUACCAAUCUUCCAAGCGAUGAGGGCAAUCCAUCUCAGUGGGCUGUCUCCCUGACUCCAGGAGAAGGAUACACACCGGAACCCAGUGAACUGCAUCAUCUGACUGAAAUCGACUCCAAGCUUCAAGCUCUACUGUCUGCAGAGGACUACUCGGCUCUGCACAGCCCUUACUCCAGCUGCAGGCAGCUUCAGGAGUACUUGGCUGAUUCAGACAGUAAGGAGACUCUGCCAGGAGAGAAGGUCCUGCUGGACACGAAGGAGAGUAGAGGGCACAAGACGAGACUGAGAGAGAUUGAGCAACAGCUGGGACAUCUGGACACAGAACUACAGAGUGGUUUGGGAAGACCAUUUUUAUCUGAAAACCAGUUAAAAAGCCUGUUGGAGGAAUGCAUGCAAGCACAGAACAGAACUGGUGGUAUAAGUCUAACAGAAGAUCCGUCCAUAAGACCUCAGUCCAGUGUAUCAAGUGUCUCCUGUCUCCUAGUGCCUGCAACCCCAUCUACAGGACUCUCUGACUCCAUGCUUUCCCUGCUGCUGGAGGAGGCAGGCUUUUCUAGGACUUCCACAGCCCGGGAGAGAGAUCAGAAAGGGGAGAGGGGAGCAGAGCACCUGCAGGACAGCCUGUCUGAGUUAGAGGGGGAGGAAGCUGGCAGUGCUGCUGAUGAUGGCUCCUACAUGGCCAAAGCGCUCAGGAGAACAGGAGUGAAGAGGCCUGCUUUCCUGGAUGACCUGUCUUACACCAGCAGUGACUCUGUAGACAGGCCAACAGGUGAAGCAGACAUUUCAGCCAAGACAGGUGCUGAAAGAGAAGACGGUCCAGCUUAACUAAUCUCUUGUUUGACAGCUGUGGGACCAGUCAUAUUCCUGCAGAGUCUUAAAUAUAAGCAAAUAAAAAUGUAAAUCAAAUAGUCAUCUUAAUCCGCAUCUACAUUGCUGAUAAAAAGAAACAAUUACAAUAAUUACUUUUUAACAUAACACAAAAUACAUUGACAAAGACUUAUCAUUGGUUUAUUUUUGUUACUUUUGUUAUUAUGGUUGAGUCUUUAAAUGGCUAUAGCUAAUGACUCAAUUCCAAGUCUUACCUGUUGUGCACUUCUUUCCGCUAUAUAGUCUGUUCUCAAGGUGAAUUAACCUAGGAAGUGCAUGGUUCCCUGAAAGUAAGGCAUGUAAACAGUGCUUUCUGUAACCGGCUGUGGUCCCAAGCCCCAUUUUUAAAAGACAUCUUUCAAAACUGCACGUGUGAGACCUAGGAUACUUAGUGAAUGGAAGUGCACGAGAAGUAAAAACUGUUGAAUUGGUUAGAAACUACAAAUAAACUACUUGUGUUUGAACCUGGAGUCUGGAAAAACAGUUUGUAUUUGUUAUGAGGUUUUCAGUUUUCACACUGAUGCUGCUCUGCUAAAAAAAAAAAAAUAAGUCCCAUGAUCUCCUCUCUUAAUGUAACCCCUAAUGCGGGUGCUUUGCUGGAGUUUUUUGAAGAAUUGUUUUUUCGCUAGACCCGCGUGAUUAUUUGGAGUAAUGACUUGUUAAGGUAUGCAGAACUCUCUUGAUGCUCUUGAGAUAACAUCACAUUGUGAAGUCUGCUGUAGAAGUGUGCUGUAAUGAAGAACACACCUGUUUCAUGUUUUUUUUUUAUUUUUUAUAUCAACUGCUCAGAAUAGUUGCAUGCUUAUGAUUUCAGCUGGCAUUCAAAGAGAAUUUCUUUACCUUGUUAAAAUAAUAGGUUUGGAAUAUCUAUUAUAAAUGUGUUGUUGUUUUGUUAUACUGCUUGUAUCUGUAUCUGUAUCCAAGACAAUGGUCAAAUAAAAUGUAUUGUAUGAAUCGCUAAGUAAAUGAAAUAUUCCCGUUAAUUAUACAUCAAAAAUCGCUAGUAGAGAUGAGCAAAGGAAAAUGCCUAUCCCGUUUUCUAAUUAUAAUUUGCAGAUAGCCCCGUACUCAUUUAAUCUGCCAGCUCUUUCUCAAUGAUUUAAGUAGCUCUCAAUAAGUGAGAACCAUAGCAGGUCCACUCAGAUUUGUUAGGGAAGAGAUGAUUUACAAAAGCAAAGUAUAUUUGUAAAUGUUACCAUUCUAAUACAACAAACGCUCACAAGAAUUAAAGAGUGCAAAAUGAUCAUCUACCAUACCUUACUGUGUUUUAAAUACGAAAUCCCUUUUUGAUUGACAGACAAACCAGAUCCGUUUUUCUAUUACAAACAUUACUUUGUAACCGGUUUGUGUGAACAUCCAGUGUCCUGAACUGCCCUUUAGCUCCCAUAAAACACUGUACAAGAGAUAUCUUUCAUUAAAAACUAAAUUAACAUUACAUAUGGCUUGUCUUUUUUAAUUUAAUGAAGCUAUUAGUGCAAAGGGUCAGACGGAUACUGGUCUUUACACUCUUACCCCUGUAACCUGGGUGAUCGUCAGAAGCCAAUCUCUGAGAUCCGGUUCACGGCAUCAAAGUAACAGGGUGGCAGCUGGGCACAUACCGGCAACUCUGCAUGCCGCAAACGAGCGUCUUAACAACUGUGAUGCACUGCCCUUCUGGAUUCUAACCCCUCUCAGUGAGAUAAGGUUAAACGCUCAACAAUCACGAAUGCAGGAGGGCCUGGCUCUUUUGCGCAGUGGUUAAGGCGCUUGCUUGUGGUGUGUGUGGUCGCAGGUUUGUUCCCAGGACUUCGCCCUAUUACACAAGAUAUCUUGAGCUUUCAAAGCAAGUAAGUGCCUUAUUAAGGUCAUGUGUCAGAGUAACAGUCCCCUUCUGUAUGGAUCACUUCAGACUUUAAAUGUAAAGAAAAUAAGGAAAGGGGGACCAAGCACUUUUACCAACAGCUU